Messenger RNA from Pseudovirgaria hyperparasitica, 1937 nucleotides. RefSeq lists its product as uncharacterized. Gene Ontology annotation, biological process: protein folding. Gene Ontology annotation, cellular component: chaperonin-containing T-complex. Bases 148 to 1794 code for a protein of 548 amino acids. NCBI's taxonomy places the organism in Eukaryota, Fungi, Ascomycota, Dothideomycetes, Acrospermales, Acrospermaceae. The transcript has 7 exons. The record is from RefSeq and is a predicted model, not a curated record. Gene Ontology annotation, molecular function: ATP hydrolysis activity; ATP-dependent protein folding chaperone; ATP binding.
GGCAGUCAACUCCACUUCGGCCUUAUAUCCUGUGCGCUUGAUACCCCUCCAUAGUUCUCGCCGUAUAUUCAAUUCCGUACACAGGUCUCCGCCACAGACGUAUCUUGGAAUUCGUUUUCAAAACCCCUUGAGGGCUGUCAAAUCAUCAUGGCUAUGCAACUUGAUAUGUCUAACGCCCAGGUGGUAAAGGACGAGUCCGGGCGGCCUUUCAUCGUUGUCAGAGACCAGGGCAAGAAGAAGCGCCAGCAUGGGAACGAAGCUGUAAAGUCUCACAUUCUAGCGGCAAGGACUGUCGCGAACAUUGUCAAAACAUCGCUUGGUCCUCGUGGCCUGGACAAGAUCCUCAUCUCGCCCGACGGCGACAUCACGGUGACGAACGAUGGUGCAACUAUUCUCUCACAGAUGGAAAUUUCGAACCAUGUUGCAAAACUCCUGGUGGAAUUGUCAAAAUCACAAGACGACGAGAUUGGUGAUGGCACGACAGGUGUAGUUGUGCUCGCAGGGGCUUUACUCGAACAAGCAGCAGAUCUUAUUGACAAGGGCAUCCAUCCCAUACGGAUAGCAGAUGGCUACGACCAGGCUUGCGAGGUUGCUGUUGCAGAGUUGGACAGGAUUAGCGAUACCAUCCCUUUCUCAAAAGAACAGACAUCAAAUCUUUUCAAGGUCGCCAAGACCAGCUUAGGAAGCAAGAUUGUGUCAAAGGCACACGACCAGUUUGCUCAGAUUGCUGUUGACGCCGUCCUUUCUGUAGCAGACUUGGAGCGCAAGGAUGUGGAUUUCGAGCUCAUCAAGGUAGAUGGCAAGGUCGGUGGACGGCUCGAAGACACACUUCUUGUCAAGGGCGUAGUCGUCGACAAGGACUUCUCGCACCCACAGAUGCCGUCAGAGGUCAGGGAUGCCAAGCUAGCGAUCCUGACGUGCGCUUUUGAACCGCCAAAGCCAAAGACCAAGCACAAGCUUGACAUCACGUCGGUUGAGGAGUUCAAAAAGCUGCAGAAAUACGAAUCUGGCAAAUUUACAGAGAUGAUCCAACAGAUCAAGGACACUGGCGCGAACGUAGUCAUAUGUCAAUGGGGAUUCGACGACGAGGCAAACCAUCUGCUACUCACAAACGAGCUUCCGGCGGUGAGGUGGGUUGGUGGCCCAGAGAUCGAGCUGAUUGCGAUUGCAACGAACGGUCGCAUCGUGCCACGGUUCGAGGACCUGAGCGCUGAGAAGCUUGGAAAAGCAGGAAUCGUGCGAGAGAUGUCGUUUGGAACGACCAGGGACAAGAUGCUUGUGAUUGAAGAGUGCGCAAAUACCAGAGCAGUCACAGUGUUUGUCAGGGGCAGCAACAAGAUGAUUAUCGAUGAGGCAAAACGAUCCCUCCACGACGCCCUUUGUGUGGUGCGUAAUCUUGUCAAAGACAACCGCAUUGUCUAUGGAGGAGGGGCGGCCGAGAUUGCAUGCUCACUUGCGGUCGAGGACGCUGCUGUGAAGAGUCCUGGUCUUGAGCAGUACGCAAUGCGCGCCUUCGCCGAGGCCCUGGAUGCGGUGCCCAUGGCACUUGCAGAAAAUUCUGGUCUAAGCCCUAUCGAAACGCUCGCGUCUAUCAAGUCAAGACAGGUCAAGGAGAAGAACACGAGACUGGGUGUGGAUUGUAUGCAGACAGGCAGCAACGACAUGCGUGAGCACUUUGUCAUCGACCCCCUGAUCUCAAAACGCCAGCAGCUUCUGUUAGCAACGCAGUUGUGUCGGAUGGUACUGAAGGUCAACAAUGUGAUCAUAGCGGGUAGCGACGAGAACGACUUCUAGGCAUGCAUUCUUUGUGUGGACUGGACAGUGCAGCAGUUAUGUUGGCAUGAGUCAAUCGGUCAGAGCUUGGAAUGUAGAGUGCUUUAUAGAUAGAGAAAAGUACAUGAUCAAGCUACGAGAUUUGUGGUUGACGGGGAAAUUCC